CGAACCACGACGAUCUAUACAGAAUAGCUUAUCGUCGGCCUUGCAGAACGCUCAAUUGCCUGCCUUACUGGGCCAUGAUAACGACAACAUUGUUCAGGCGCAUACCCAAUUCGCGGGCUUGCAUACCCCAACGAUGCGUCCGCAAUCAGCUCGGAUCUAAUCAGGUGCGACGACAUACAAGCUCAUCAUGGGCAAACCGAACCGAGGAGAUCAAAUCCGGCCGUGAACAGAGCAUGCUCGCGAUUCUAGAAGAGAGAGGCUUCGUGAAGGAUGUAGCAGGCGGCCGCAAAGCACUCGACUGGCUAUUGACCGAAAAGCCCAUCGGGGCGUAUGUUGGUGUAGACCCCACGGCUCCUUCCUUACAUGUUGGGCACCUCCUCCCGCUCAUGGCGCUUUACUGGAUGUACCUACAUGGGUUCUAUGCUGUUACUUUGCUGGGCAAUGGGACCGUGAAAAUCGGCGAUCCUUCCGGUAGGACUACGGCACGCAGUCGACAGUCGGAGGAAAUACACAGAUUGAACAUUGCCAGCAUCCACACACAAUUGAAACAGCUAUGGGUCCACGUGAAUGCCCUUGGGGCGAAGCACCGACCCGCUACAGAGGUUGUCCGACGGAAGGACAUAUUGACAAACGACACCUGGCUGAGCAAGCUGAGCGCAGUGGAUCUGAUGAGAGGUCUCGGAUCAGGGAUGAGGCUGGGAACCAUGUUGAAUAGAGACUCUGUUAAAAUGCGCAUGGAGAACGGCGAUGGCAUGGCGAUAUCCGAGUUCAGUUACCCGCUCUUUCAAGGUUAUGAUUGGUGGCAUAUGUACGCAAACAACGGUGUACAGAUGCAGCUGGGCGGAUCCGAUCAAUAUGGAAACAUAUGUGCUGGCAUGGAUGCCAUUGGUCAUAUGCGUAGCAUAACAUACGAGGACACUCAUUCUACUAGGGAAGAUGAUCUAUUGAAGGGCGCGUUUGGUCUGACGACACCCUUGUUGACCACAGCUUCUGGCGAGAAAUUCGGAAAGAGCGCUGGCAAUGCAGUUUGGCUCGACAAAGAUAUGUUAAGCUCUUUUGAUUUGUACCAGUAUUUCUUGCGUACCGCCGAUGACGAUGUUGAGCGAUAUCUCAAGCUCUUUACGUUCAUCCCAGUCGACUCGAUAUCUGCUGUUAUGUCACAGCAAACACGGGAUGCCUCUAGACGUUUGGCUCAACAUCUUCUGGCCAAAGAAGUUGUGGAACUUGCUCAUGGAGCUGCAGCUGCCCGACAAGCUGAGAUUUCACACAAGGAGACGUUCAGCCACGGCACCAAUGUAUUUUCGCUAGGAGCCUUGAGGCACGCCCUCAACGGUGCUGCCAAUUUCAUGACUACUAUGCCCAAAUCAACCAACAAACAAAGCCCAGAGAAAGAUUCACUAGAACAAAGUAUUCUGAAGUAUAAGAAGGAAUACGCAUCGACCCCCACCUCUUCCAACUCAACUGCUUCUGUGGACAGCAGCAAGGAAGACCGCAGUACUGACAACUACAUCACGCUCCCCAAAAGCCUGCUUUCGCCAGGAUCAUUCCCACAAGUCUUGCAUGCCGCAGGCCUUGUGUCGUCGAAAAGCGAAGGCCAUCGCCUGAUCAAAAGCAAAGGUGCAUAUGUCGUGCAGCCUAAUUCGGGAUCCCCUGGAGACCCAUAUGCCCUAAAAUGGGUAGCCAUCCGAGAUAAUGUCCCUUCAACCGAUCCGAAUCAUUAUCUCAUUGAUUACGAGGCUCUUGUUCUUCGCUCAGGCAAGUCAAAGGUACAGAUUUGUCGGAUUGUUGAUGAUGAUCAAAGUGCACCCAAAGCCUAGUGUUGCAUGCAUGAUCGCACAGGGCAAAGGGCAACGUAGCGGGGCAUCAUAUGUAAUAUUAGGUGUACGACGAUAUUCGCAAGCUGUACUAUAUACAAUGAGGCAUGACUUCGACUGCAGGGAUGAGUAUAUGAAUGAUCGGAACCCAUUGUUGCACUCAAAUUAAACCUGCUACGCCUCUCAAUGUGUCCAAUUCUUGGUACGGCGAUAGUAUUUUGAUUCGUAUGUAACGAUAUGUAGCAAAGUUGUUACGGUCCGGCAUUCAUGAAUAGAUCAGACAGUGUCCGCCCUG
Molecule: messenger RNA, 2109 nt
Organism: Aaosphaeria arxii CBS 175.79
Lineage: Eukaryota; Fungi; Ascomycota; Dothideomycetes; Pleosporales
Exons: 5
Coding region: 75-1817 (580 amino acids)
Biological process (GO): tyrosyl-tRNA aminoacylation
Cellular component (GO): mitochondrion; cytosol
Molecular function (GO): RNA binding; tyrosine-tRNA ligase activity; ATP binding
Source: RefSeq, a predicted model, not a curated record